AUGGGAGCAGGUGGACGUGGGGAGGGAAGCCUGCAGUGGGAGAGAAUCAGUGACGUCCUGGGUGCGGAGCACAGGGCUACCGUGGAGCCCCUGGGCGUCAGCGCUUCGGGGCAGCGCCUUAGAUGUGGACCUCCGAAACACACCCCAGUGCAUCCCCUGAACCUAAAUCUCUGUGUCAGAGUCUGUUUCCUGAGGAAUCUGACUUCAGGGCCCGACGAGGGACAAGUGUUGACGUCUGCUUAUGUGGUCCUCAUCUCCUUCUCCAGUCUAAACGGGGCCCCGUGGAGAUUCCUGGAAACUGGAAGGCCCUUGAGCAUCUCGUCUGUUUGGAGAGGUCCGGGAGUGAGCGCCUUCACUGCAGAGCCCUUGACCUCAUCCCUGUCGUGGAGAAGAGCCCUCCGGAUCCCCACGGUGUCGCAGUCAACAGAUGGCACUCCGUGGCUCCUGGAGCCAGCCAAGUUCAGAUGGUCUGUCAAGUGGUGA
Rangifer tarandus platyrhynchus (Svalbard reindeer) is the source of this 483-nucleotide messenger RNA. The record is from the annotation of a GenBank genome assembly. NCBI's taxonomy places the organism in Eukaryota, Metazoa, Chordata, Mammalia, Artiodactyla, Cervidae.